GGUCAACGCAGCAUUGGUUCUCGGGUUUAUGAUAACAAUUUAAUUUAAAAUAAAAUAAUAUUUUGUGUAAAAACUUAUAUUCCAUUGAAGGAGCCGUCGAUGGAUUUGGUUUAGUUAGAAAACGGCAACUCGACUCCCUCUUUUCUGCAGUCUCGAGCCCAUCCUGUCGCUGAGUAAUCGACCACGCGCCGAGACGAUAUAAGAUUGUCUGAUCGGGUUUGAGUGACUGUCGCUCAGUCUUCUCAUUAUACUUAAGAAUAGCGUUUCAAAAAUGAGCUCUUCAAGUAUAACUCCCCCCUUCGGCUCGGGUGAUUAUGUCAAGUUCUUUGGUGCCGGAGCCCUUGCGGCAACCCUCACUCAUGGGGCCGCAACCCCCAUUGAUGUAGUCAAAACGAGAAUCCAGGUAGACGAUUCAAUGAAAGGGCUCAACAUGGUUAGGGCUGCCCGGCAAAUAGUAGCCAAAGAGGGUGCUUCGGCUCUAUUGACAGGCUUUGGGCCUACUGCCGUCGGCUAUCUAGUCCAGGGCGGUGGCAAGUUUGCAGGAUACGAGUUCUUCAAGAAGAAAUUUAUCGACAUGACGGGUUCUCAGGAGAAAGCAACGCAGCGGCGCACUGCCAUUUACCUAGGCGCCAGCGCGACGGCAGAGUUCUUCGCCGACAUUGCGCUAUGUCCGCUCGAGGCUACGCGUAUCCGCCUUGUUUCUCAACGUGGUUUCGCAUCCGGGCUUACGUCCGGCUUCAUGCGUCUAGCUAGGGAAGAAGGUAUACGGGGAUUCUACUCGGGAUUCAUACCGCUGUUGUUUAAGCAGGUACCGUACGCGGUGGGUCAGUUUUCCGUACACGAGGCGGCAGUCGAGGUCAUAUACCGCAGCAUGGGACCCGAGAGGAAAGCCAAGAUGACUCAAUUGCAAUCCACAGGAGUAGAACUAAGCUCCGGUGUUGUAGCUGGUGUUGCAGCUGCAGUUCUCUCCCAUCCGGCUGAUACUCUGCUGUCAGCUAUCAACAAGGGUGCGGGCGAUCCGAAACAAGGUGUGACAAGUAGAAUGUUCACACUCGCAAAGGAGUUCGGUCCUAGGAGAUUAUUACUAUCAGGCUUGGGUCCUCGAAUAGUAAUGACGUGCGGUCUGGUUGCUGGUCAAUUUGUUAUUUACGCUCAGUGCAAGACUCUCGUAGGCGCACCGCCGGGCAUAGAGAUACACAAGGAAGAGUAGCUAAAUUCAAGACGAUAUAGAUA
Daldinia vernicosa is the source of this 1233-nucleotide messenger RNA. Its product is annotated as mitochondrial phosphate carrier protein. Gene Ontology annotation, molecular function: phosphate transmembrane transporter activity. Gene Ontology annotation, biological process: mitochondrial phosphate ion transmembrane transport. The record is from RefSeq and is a predicted model, not a curated record. NCBI's taxonomy places the organism in Eukaryota, Fungi, Ascomycota, Sordariomycetes, Xylariales, Hypoxylaceae. Gene Ontology annotation, cellular component: mitochondrial inner membrane. Bases 272 to 1210 code for a protein of 312 amino acids. The transcript is spliced from 2 exons.